Strongylocentrotus purpuratus (purple sea urchin) is the source of this 4285-nucleotide messenger RNA. RefSeq lists its product as uncharacterized. Bases 419 to 3922 code for a protein of 1167 amino acids. The transcript is spliced from 10 exons. Lineage: Eukaryota; Metazoa; Echinodermata; Echinoidea; Camarodonta; Strongylocentrotidae. The record is from RefSeq and is a predicted model, not a curated record.
CCAAAGGUCGUGGCCGUGGCCUUCAUAGACAAAUACAGUAGUGGCAUGCAUUACGUGCGCAACGAUCCCGAUGUCACAGUCUUAUUUUCAGCUGAUUUCUCGCUAUUGACGUAGAAUCUUGAUUUCCAUCAUCCAUGCAAGCUGCCCAGGCUGUAGACAGAAACGACACUUGCGUGAAUAGGAAACCACCAUUCGCUCGGAUCCGAUCCGCACAGUACAAUUUCUUUCUUGAAUUCUUCCCAUCGGCCACCAGGCCAUGCCACUCCACAGGUUAGACGUUAGCCAGUACAGUAGUAGCGCUUAACUGUAAACAAGCUCUUAGCUUGUGCAUGCGGAUAUCGGAUGAACGAGUGGUUUCCAAAACCACGAUAUAGUCAUAGAAAAUAACCAUCUGGAAGUCUUGCUGGGGUUAUCAUUCAUGUACCUUUCCAGCGGACUGAGUUUCUGUCGAAUGAGAGGAACAUCUUGCACCAUGGAUGGAUUCUGCCUUCUCUAUCUGCUCAUGAUCCUUGUGAUGAGAUCUGGUGAUGUUGAAACCAACCCUGGACCAGACAGGAUUGUCAGUGAAAAGGAAUUCUUAAAGCUGUCCAAGCAAAUUGAACCUAGCCACUACCAAGAGGUGGGCAUUAACCUGGACAUCUCCAUUGCAGAGCUGGGGCAAAUCGAGAAAGAGAGCCAACAUACCAGUGAUGCAUUGAUGACAGUCUUCACGAGAUGGAGAGACAAACAUCCUCCGGGCACAGACAUCAGGGCUCUUCUAGCAGAGGAAUUAGAAAGAAGUGACUUAGGGUCCCUUUCUGGCAAACUACUUUCUGGCAGUCUAGUCCUGAAGCGGACAGGUGCACCUGUUACAAUGCCAGGAUCACAGACCCCACCACUUUCUCCUGACCUGAUCAAGAGAUGUGCAGAUGAUUUCAAAUUCAAAUACCGGACAACUCUUUGUAAGAUCAGAGCUGAUCCUCUCAACCCCGAUUCUAUUGCGCCAUUCAAUGACAUGUACACAAACCUUGUCCUGGAAGAGGAAUAUAGACAAAGCAAGCGACCACUUGAGUACAGGGAUCUCUUUGAUCUUAAAGUCAAUGGAGAGUUCCCCAAGCGGAUCAUGGUCCAGGGAGAGGCUGGGGCUGGAAAGACAACAUUCUGUGCUAAGAUUGCCUGGGACUGGAUAACUGAAAAUCCUGUUCUUCCAAAGUUUGUGUGGGUACUUGUUGUCCCUUUUCGUGAAGCCAAGCAAAACACAAUCGGUGAGAUUGCCAAGUCGUAUCUCUCAAAGGACAACCCAGCAACAGCCUGCCAGAUCACUGAGUACAUCCGUUCAAAUCCAAGACACGUAUUCAUUGCAUUUGAUGGAGUAGAUGAGAUGGAUGGCAAUAUUGUACAGCAAAGGAAAGCUGGUUCAAAGUCAGAAUGUCACCAGCCAAAGUCUGCUGAUCAAACCAAGGCAAGAUCAGAAUCCAAGACGAACAAGAAUAAGCGGCGAAAGUUACGGCAGCCAAUGUCAGGAAGCCCAUCAAGUGCCACUUCGCAGCCAAGAGUCAACAGUGCAGAGGCAAGUGGAAGUUCUUCAGAGAGAGGUGACAUUGCACUUACAGACAUUCUUCGUUCAGAUGAACUUGCCACCUGCCCGGUGUUGGUGACAAGUCGCCCAUGGAAGGUCACAGAGAUUAGAUGGGAUGAUAUUCUAAGGAACCAAUACACUUUCAUACAUGUGGAAGGUUUUAGCAAGGAGAAUGUGGAGGUUUACAUUCACAAGUACUUUCAAGAUGAUGGGGCCAAAGCAGAUCAGCUUAUCCAAUUAACCAAAAACAAUAACAUCGUAUCUAAGAAUAUGGCCCCGUAUCCUAUCUACAUAGCUAUGCUCUGUCUGAUGUGGAAAGAACUUGAUGAUGAAAAACAAGAAAAGUUUAAGUCAUUACGAACUUUUUCUCAAAUAUUUGAUGAAAUGUUUGAAUUCUUGAAGGUGCAUUAUGCUCAGAAAAAAAUCCCAGUUUUAGACAGCCCAUCUUUCCAAGCCUAUCGCUCUCAAAUUGAGAAGCUCAUGGAACCAGUUGCCAAAGUUGCUUUCAUCGGGCUACAAGAAAACACCCUUAGUUUCAAAGAAGGUGAUUUUGCACAGUGCUCAGACUCCAUUGAAACAGCUUGCAGAGUAGGGGUGUUGUCUCAGGAGAAAAAAUUGUCAUCUAACCUGUAUGAUAAGAGCAGUAUGUUCCUGCAGUCUACUAUCUUCUUUCCACACAAACUGUUUCAAGAGUACAUGGCUGGGGUCCAUCUUUCUUCCCUGUAUGAAUUAGAUCACAAUGAAUUCAACAGGCUGAUUGAGCAAGUAGUGCUGCCUAGAAAGGAAGAGUUUCGGUAUCUCCUGUACUUCACCGUGUCACGGGACAAAACCAUUGCAAAGCAUGUCAUGAAAUGCAUGUUACAGGGUGACACCUCAGGCCAUGAGGAGACGGAUUUCUUGGUUGAUGUAUCCUUUGAGAGUCAGGACCUAGAUACUGCAGCCUUGGUGAGGGGUAGAAUGUCAUCUCUGAGAAUAUGGCCAUUCAUGACAGCACACACAAUAGCAGGUUAUUUAUUCACUGGACUAGGUGUACAUAAAGAUAUCGAUCGUGGAGUAAGUAGAGAAUUUGGACCAAUUAUAUCACAUCAUAUGGCAGAGAUUAUAUGCUCUGUGUCCUCUCUAAAGCAUGUUACACUACGUGGAGCUGCCUUGCACAGUGACUUCUAUGCAGUUCUUGCUAAAGACGGAAACAAGUCCAAGGUCCACACUGUUGUGCUCGAGUAUGUUAGUUGUCCAACAUCAGCCUCUUCACAUUACCUAGCGGAUGCUUUGUGUUCCAUGCCAAACCUGACUGACCUGACACUAAAUGGACAGGAGUUCCAGGAGGAGUUCUAUUCUGCACUGAAUGCAAAGGCGUCAACCUUACAGGAUUCUUUUCCUCAAAUCAGUAAUGGAAAUUUCAGGUUCAAUGGAGUUCCCCAAGCGGAUUUUGAUUCAUUCCUGCAGUCACUCACUGACUUUAGACGGUUGGAUUUCAGCUUAGACGAGGAGGAAAGCGUCUCGGACGAGGAUGAUGACGUCGCAGAAGAGGAGGAUGGCGUCUCAGAAGAGGAGGAUGGCGUCUUGGAAGAGGAGGAUGGCGUCUCAGAAGAGGAGGAUGGCGUCUCAGAAGAGGAGGAUGGCGUCUUGGAAGAGGAGGAUGGCGUCUCAGAAGAGGAGGAUGGCGACUUGGAAGAGGAGGAUGGCGUCUCGGAAGAGGAGGAUGACGUCUCAGACAAGAAGGAUCGCAUCUCGGACGAGGAGGAUAAAGUCUCAGACAUGACAAUCACUGGAGAUGCGUCUAAGCUCUUUGCGUAUAUGUUCGAGCCCCAGCCGAAAGCGAAGAAGGAAGGGGAGGACCCAGGGCAGGGGAGCACCUUUACAGCGGCCAACUUGAUCGAUGCCAUCAUCAUAAGAUCGAUCAAUCAACCAACGGGUGAGGAUAUAGAGGCCGUCUAUGAGGCGUCUCCUCGUGGUGGGAGUGGGUCGUCAGAUAAGUCAGCUAGCAAUCAUGGCUCAGAGAGCAUGAGCAUGAGAGGUGAAGGCUCACCUGUGCCAUCGUCUUCAACCAAUGAGGAACAAAGGAAGGUUCCUGAACCUCCAACUCUCAUAGCAGACUCCCCUGUAAGGAUUGAUCUGGAAUCAGAUGGAAUACUUAACAAACUAUCGAAACACAUGCCUCCCAGGUCUUACGCAACGUUAUGCACACAUCUUGGCAUCGGCUACGACCAAGCUGACGCCAUCCUAGCCAAGUUUAACAUGGACUACCAGAGAGCUACGAGGGAUUGCUUGGCACAGUGGAAGACAAGGACAGGUGGUAAUAUGGCCCAGCUUAAGACUAUCCUACAGGAUGCAGAGGUUGGAGAUUUAGUGAAGUAUAUAUAGUAAUCAUGCGAAGCUUCCAACUGGGGCAAUAUGAACUCUUUAACGUGACACUGUGUUUAGGCUUUUGUUCAAAAUCGCAGGUUUAACAAAGAAACCGUGAAAUGACACCUGGCUGAAUUUCUCCCCAGAGAGUGGAGAAUGUGGAUACUUUGUGUGCAGGCAAGCCUAAAAUUACGACCAGAGUAAUGACAUUUCUUUAGGGCACUUAGAGACAUCAUAGAUGUUUCAAUUGCUAUAUAAAUCUAGAAUAUUAGUAUUAGUAUUAUUAUUAACUAAUUUGAGGUCUAACUUUCCAAUUUUUGUCUCGCCUGCGUAGCAAAAAGCGAGACAUAGGCGCCGUUUCUCCGGUGACGGCGGCGUCGG